Molecule: messenger RNA, 4169 nt
Organism: Porites evermanni
Lineage: Eukaryota; Metazoa; Cnidaria; Anthozoa; Scleractinia; Poritidae
Source: the annotation of a GenBank genome assembly
AUGGCGAAGCAAGUGGAACUAUCCAUACGUUGCGUAGUUAAAGGCUACAACGAAUGUCCAUUUGAAGCGAAUAUUGGGGAAAACGUUUACGCAUUCAAGAAGAGAGGAGAACGUGGGAAUGAAGUUACCAAUGAUCGGGGGCUGCUCGGCCACCUUCAAAUCGAGCUGGUUAGUCCUCUUUGGCCCUUACACGAAAAGAUUACUGUGUAAGUUUGAAAAAAAAUUAAUCGAAAUGUGUCGUCUCAAUCCGCAGUACUCAUUUUAUUUAUCUUAAAUUUUUAGAAUUGUGACAGGAAGUCCUGAGGAUGAUCCAAAAGGGAGAUGGCGACGCGGUGGAGGGAAAAAUGUCCCUUUGAAAGUUAUUAUUAAGCUGCAGGAAAAUCAAGCCCGGGAGGUUUAGCGAAAAUUGGAGCUGAGUGGACUUGCUGUAAUGACAAGAAUGAUGUCCCAGGAAAAGGAUGACUGAGCAAAUGCGUUCGUCAAAUCGAAACAAGCAUAACUUUAAUGAUCUAAACAUUUAUCGCUUGGGCCGUGAAGUAUUGCAAGUUGAAAUGAGAAGUGAAAACUUGAUUACAUGUGAUGUGUUGGUUUUUGAUACGUGUGGUAUUUCACAAUAGUAACGCGGCGUCAACAACUGACGAGACAACAUGCCGGCAAAACAAUCAUCUAACAUGUGUUAGAAAGUAAUUACUGGUUUCCGGACUUUGUUUUACUGUCGCUGUAAUUUAGAAAUGAGUGCUCAAUAUAUCCUCCUACAUUCACUUUCUCGGUUCCACUCAUUCCGUUCCACGUAAAAAACUCACUCACACACUUGAUUCCACUUAAAAAACGCAACGGGAACAUCAAGGCCAGAUCAUCGUGUUGGAGGUCUCAAAGAUGCGAACGUGACAUGAGACCAUACAGUAGGGCGCAACGUGUAAAUUAAACAUGUGAAUAGUUUGUCCCUUUUGUGAUUUCCUGGCCUUAGGCAGAUUUUGUCUCAGGGUGUGACUUCAGUUUUCUUCGUCUGUUCUGGAACCACACUUUCACCUGUUAAUGAAGAUAACAUUGAAAUAGUUAUUUGUUACACUUUAUACAUUGAUCCAACUCUUUCACCCUCUUAAUAAAAAUUGGUUUUCAAACCUAGCAUAAAGUUCUGACGUUCUUCGGGAAUGUUUCGCAACUUCCGGCAGAACUGGGAACUGUACAUUGCAUAGCCUGUGGAAUCACCCUAAAAUUGGUUGAACCAGACAAAAUUUCGAGGAUGUUAGCCCGUCACUCGCAGCUGGAAACGCAUAAAAACAAGGCUGGAUGGUACCUGGACAACGACAAAAAUGUCGUCAAAUACAAGCCGAAGGGUAGGCGAACAUAAUUGUCAUUGGUAUUAGGAUAUUUAAAAAACAGGUCUACAAGAAAGUGAAUAGUUCUUAACCUGUGCUUCGCCGAUUUCCAGACUUUCUGCGGUCCUUUCUAUUAUAUUUGCACUGGUGUGUCCUUUACUGGAUUUAAAUAUGGCCUCCAAUGAAGAAAUCUCAGCAGUCGAAUACUGCUUUCUCUUCACACUGGAACUUUUAAACUCCUUACUCCUGGCCUUACUAGUUGAUCCCGUUUCGUCUUUAAGAGUAAAUUCCUCCGGGGGCUGUUCAUAAUCAAUCAUUAAGUGGCGAGUUGACACACUAAACAAGAUUUUUUUACAGCUGAAAAGUGCAUCAAGAAUCCUGCUGGAGUAGUUUUUCUUAUAAUUUGACAACACAGAGAAAAAACUCAAACUUACCUCUUGCUUUUUUAAAAAAUUCAUCCCUCACGUCAGAACAGUUCAUAAAUCGAUCCAUCAUGACCCAUGGGGCUUUCCCCAGCCCUGGUGGUACUUCCUUUGGAGGAUUGUUUAAGUAAACGGACAUUGACCCUGCGAUCUCUCCAUGUAGAGCUUGGCAAAGACCGUUUGGGAAACUCCGUUUUCCGCCAACCAACUUGUUAUCUUUUCGGCCAAAAGACGGGGAGGUAUCGAUCGCGUUGUCUGGCUAUCUUGAAUAUCUUCCUCACAGGUUUCUUGUUAAUAACAAAAGAGAGUUUUUCCAUUUAAACCGAGACCCCGGACCGAGAUUUGACAAAGAUUAAAUGCAUGUACAGGAAAGCUUACCAUCACUUAUUGUGCCUCCAUGGUCUAGAAUGAAGGUUUUAACUACGUCUUCAUUUCCUGGCGGAAUCUUAACUGUCCACUGCAAAAAGUUACAGGUUAAGAAAUACUGUAGUUACAAUAUUCUAGAGGAAUAUGAAAACAUGCGAGACACAUGAAAAGAUAAGGAACCUUGAUAAAAUUUUCCAGUUGCCGUUUUUGUACUGCUAAGUCUUGUUGGCCGUCAGCUGAUGUUGAGCCUGAAAUAAUUGCAAUGCCAUCGCUUUCUGGUUUUUCCAUAUCACUCAUAAACGUCAAGUUCCGUUUUCGAGAAGACCGCGGUUACUACAGCUUUCGCCAACAAAAGGAGCAAAUUUACUCUCUACUUAUACCCGGAGCACGCGUCGAGAAAGCUUCACAUGAUACAUACAAUUAAAUCUCGGCAGGAAUCAUUUCCGAUGCGUCUACCAUUUACAUGUCUGUUAAAAGUUAAAAGUAUGUAACUAAAAUAUUUCACUUAAAAAUAUGUAUUUAAUCGAGGUAAAAGGCUCUAGUAGAGCACAUCUAUUAGUAUGUUUUACUGUAGGUUGCCAAGCAAUAUCCAACUUCUUUGCAAAGAGGAGUUCAUGUUCCCAAGAGACAAGGGACAAGAAGAAGCAACGAAUGGCGGAUCAUCAUUAAAAAACUUCAAAAAACCCCCAGUGCCAAGUGAAACUGUAGUUGCCAAUAUCGUGCAGGAUGCAAAGACUGAGCAGGUAUAUUUUCUUUGUUGUUAAGAUCCUUCCAGAAGUGAAAACACCUAAAUUUUCUGUUAGUUUAGCUGAUUCAACAAUUCUCAAGUAAAACGCGUGUUACCUCGCAAACUAUGCCAAUCCUUUAAAAAUUGUCCUAGCUGAUACUUACGACGCGAAAAGCUUCCUCCCCAGUUUCCUCUCUAUCCUUUCCCUGCCCGGCCUUAAGGUCAAUGAACUGUUAGAAAAUCAGACCGAAAAGUAAGCUGGCUGGAAUGCUCUUUAUACUUUUCUAACGAAUAUACGUUUUAACUUGGUAGGUCGCAUCUGACGUAAGAGAAGCGAUGGCAAUCGACACAGGUAACAGAUUGGCAAAGGUCAUAACCAGCCAUUGCAUACCCACACUUCAUUCCACUGAUCUACUUCCGGUUGAAAUUAUAGUCUUGAGCAAACGUGAUAGCGAGGCUAAAGCAGAGCUGGCUGUUGCUGCAAAAGUCCGAAAAGUUUUGUUAUCUACGGCUUCUUCUGCCGUUAGUAAAAUGGCAGAAUUGUCUAACACUUUGUUGUCUGUUUACAAGGAGGAAAGCAAUGAAUUUGCCACAAAAAUGUGUACCACCUUAAACUACGUGAUACCAUCUUUAUUGCCAGUAGAUCAAGGGCCUUCGGUUUCUGCACCUUUCAUGUCUCUGUUAGAAGUAAUGGUUAAACAGUCAACGUUAAUUGAUGAAUACAAGCUCCACAUAGGAAAAUUACGAAGAGAGUUAGACUCCAAAGAUGCUAUAAUACAGGAAAUUGAGCACCAAAUGCAACAGUCCAAAACGCCAAGAGUUCCCGAAAUUGCCCUUAAACUGGCUUGCAUUAUUGAAAAUCCAACAGAAGACAAUCGCUACUUGACAUCAAUUGUAUCCAAUUUUAUCCAAAAUAAUGGGGUUGUGUCCGGAAAAAGAUGGAACGAUGAUGUAAAAGAUCUUUUUGCCAUAAUUCUUGAUUAUGGGGGCCCUGCGCUUGUUAAAAUUGUAUCAGAAAGGUUGAAUGGUCCAAGCGUCAUGACCUCUUUUAGAAGAGCGAGAUCUACAUGGACAACGCCGAUUACUUUAAAGGAGGUUUCUGUAGAAAGAACAGCCGCGUUUUGUGAAAGCAUAGGAUAUAGGGGACCUUUUAGUUUGGCUGUUGACGCAACUGCUGUGAUUCCAACUUUAAGGAUUAAAGGAAACACUGUUUAUGGUCUUGCAACUGAAUCGGAUGUCAUCGCAACAUCAGCACAAGAUGUGAUUGACAUUGUAAAAAAUAGCAACAUCGAGAAAGCCAAACAAGCCAAUGCAUUUACGCUAGUUCCUUUAUAA